This is a messenger RNA of Vicia villosa (hairy vetch), 1254 nucleotides long. RefSeq lists its product as uncharacterized. The coding region runs from base 1 to 1254 and encodes 417 amino acids. Gene Ontology annotation, molecular function: nucleic acid binding; zinc ion binding. The record is from RefSeq and is a predicted model, not a curated record. Lineage: Eukaryota; Viridiplantae; Streptophyta; Magnoliopsida; Fabales; Fabaceae. The transcript is spliced from 3 exons.
AUGGCGAGAAGAAACGACGCUGCAAUUGCUGGUGCAUUGGAGGCUAUGGCUCAGGCUUUGGGAAAUCAGCCGAACAUUGGAGAGAAUGUUGGGUGUCGUAGUUUGGAUACCUUCCAGAGAGAGAAUCCGCCUGUCUUCAAGGGUACCUAUGAUCCUGAUGGUGCAAUGAAUUGGUUGAAGGAGAUCGAGAGAAUAUUCUGUGUGAUGGAUUGCACUCCAGAGAAGAAGGUUCGGUAUGGUACUAACAUGCUAGCGGUGGAAGCUGAAGACUGGUGGUUAGAGACUCGUCAAAGGUUGGAAGUUGCUGGUGAGGAAGUGACUAGGGUUGUGUUUCGUAGGGAGUUUCUGAGGAAGUAUUUUCCUGAGGAUGUUCGUGGAAAGAAAGAGAUCAAGUUCCUUGAGCUGAAACAAGGGAGCAUGUCUGUCACUGCUUAUGCUGCGAAAUUUAGCGAGUUGGCUAAGUUCUAUCAGCAUUAUGAUGGACCGACUGGAGAGUUCUCGAAGUGCAUCAAGUUUGAGAACAGGUUGCAUCCAGAAAUCAAGAAUACUACCAGCUAUCAGAAGAUUCAGAUAUUUGCUGAUUUGGUGGAUAGCUGCCGGAUCUAUGAGGAAGACAACACUGCUCACUAUAAGAUGAUCAUUGAGAAGCGAACUGGAAAGGGUAAACAGAAAGCUGCUCAGGGUCAGAGGACUAGUGGGGGAGAUGCUCUUGCUGGUAUUGUGUGCUUCAAACGCGGAAAACCUGGUCACAAGAGUAAUGUAUGUAGUGCUGAGGCACAGAGGUGUUUCCGUUGCGGGAAGACUGAACAUUUGGCUCCUGAUUGCAAGCAUAAGGAGGUUAUCUAUUUCAAUUGCGGCGAAGAGGGGUACAUCAAUACAAAGUGUGAGAAACCGAAGAAGGCGCCAGGCAGUGGGAAGGUGUUCGCUUUAGCUGGGACACAAACAACUAGUGAGGACCGACUCAUUAGAGAGAUGGUAGUCGAUCUUCCAGCUAAGGGGUCAGUGACUACUUUUCUUGCAUGUGUGAAAUGUCCUUUGUCGAUCUUCGAUAGAGACUUUGUUGUUGAUCUGGUUUGUUUGCCUUUAAGGGGAUUAGAUGUGAUUUUAGGUAUGAACUGGUUAGAGCAUAACCAUGUCCAUAUUAAUUGUUAUCAUAAGUCGGUGAGAUUUUCUACUCCAGAAGAAGAAGCGAGUUUGCUGUCAGGUAAACAGUUACGCCGACUGAUGCUAGAAGAGGAAACUCAGAUGUUCUAG